GUUGUCGAGAGUUUUUUUUUUUUUUAUAUACACGACGGUGGAUUGUGUGAACUCUCCAUCCUUAUUGAAAAGCAGCAGGAUCAGAAUUACAUGGUGUAGUAAGCAGUAACUCUGAAGCGGACCUGCCCGUGAUCGUUGUGUUCUGAAGACUGGGACAGCUUUAUUUUGUCUGUGAGCCACAAUGAGUUCCCUGUCAGCAGAUAGAAAGCCCCCAGUGGACUAUGGUGUCCAGAUCCGCUUCAUCAAAGACCUGGAUGAUGUGUGUGGAGGCUAUACAGAGAGGAGUCGGGGUGUUGGAGGAGCAGGAGCUGCUGGUGGCAGUGGAACUCCCCCAUCUUCUAAGUAUGGGGUUGCAGUGAGGGUUCAGGGCAUUUCUGGACAGCCCUAUGUGGUGCUGAAGGAUGGAGAGAAGGGUGACUCGUAUGGAGUACAACUGAAGCCUCAGCCAAAGACCCCAAUUCUUGGACUUUCCUCCUCAUAUAACAGCCUGCCUCCAAGACCACGUGAUAGUGCUCAGACUCCUAAAGACCCAUGCAGCUCACUUGGGUCACCAAGUUCACCAGAGGAAGAGACUGUCGAAUUUGGGAGCCCUUUGAAGAGGCCGCCUGGUGAUGGGCAAGCAGGAAGUCAAGGAGAUGGAGAAAGAGGGACUACAGAAAAUCCUGCAUCUGUUCCUUCAUCCAGAGACCCUGAGAAGAAAGACCUUGGAGAUCUGAAUGAAGCUGGUCUAAGGCCAGUGUGGCAGACUGGAAUUGGUGGAACUGUGAAUGGGAAAGGGAAAAGAGGGAAUCAGUAUACCUCUACAGAGCCAUUCCCUGAAGCUUCAGAACCUGAGGAAGAGCCAGUUGAAGCCAUCGACACAAAAUCUUUGGCACCCAUUAAUAAACUUAUCAGUAAAUUUAACAGCACUGGCACCUCCACCAUGCCCAGCCGCAUCAGGGGUCGCUCUCGAGCUCGAGCAUGUCUGCAGUUUGAAGAGCGAAAACGUUCUCACAGCUUGGAUGCCCGAAAGGAACAGGAAGAAGAGCCUCCUCCCUCACCAACCGUAAACCCCUACGGUCCUACAGUAAACACCACCUUAAGCUCUAGUCUUACCUCACCCAAACGUACAAACUACAGCAGUCUUGGACAGAGCUCUCCUUCCAUAGCAAAGGUGCCUGCUGUUCCUGCCUCAAAGGCACCUACCGUUAAUCAAACUCCAAAGAUGUUUGUUGCCAAGGAAGUGCCGCCUGAUGUAUCAAAGAAACAGGUGACUCCCGAUCUCCUGAGUGGCCAGAGUCAAAGUACAGAUUCCAUUAAUGGACGUGAAGCUCAAGAAAAACAGGUGAUCUACGAAGUCCUUAAAGAAGGGUCUGUUGAGAGUGAGACAUCCCUGAGACGAAAAGCAAAUCUAAUUCAUGAGCGGUACAGAGGGCUGAAGGAGGAGCACGAGGCAACAAACAGCCGCUUACAGCAUCAGCUCGAUCAGACCAAGAGAGAAUUGCAGCAUGCCCAAGAUCGAUUGGUAGAGCUGCGCUUGGAGAAGGAAGGGGCGGAGUCGCGCUUUCAUCAGCAGGAGGAUCAGCUGGCUCAGCUACAGGAGGAGCUGAGGAGAGUAUCGGAGAGUACACCUCAAACAGACUCACUGCAAAUGGACCUGGUGACGCUUCAGACUGAGCUGGCUGAGGUGGUGAUGCUGAGGCAGAAGCUGGAAGAGACACUGCACAUGAGAGAGAGGGAGCUCACUGCAUUGAAGGGGGCACUGAAGGACGAGGUGGCCGUCCACGACCGAGAGAUGGAGGCAGUUAGAGAACAGUACAGCCGAAAUAUGGAGGCACUUCAAAAAAGCAUGGAGCAUGUAUCGCAGUCACAGCAGGAGAUAGAGGAAGAGCGGCAGAAAGUGAAUGCCUCGAUUCUGGUUCUGGAAGAGGAGCUGGACAAUUAUAGGGAGCAGGGCGAGCACUGGAAGGAGCAGAUGACCUCAGUCAAACAGGAGCGCAGGCAGCACAGCACAUUUCAAAAACUGCUGCAGGCUCAGCAGGAGAAGAAGGAACUUGAGGAGAAACUGCUCAGUCUGAAGAAGCAGACAUGUGAAACCGACUCGCACUCUUUCACUCAGGUUCAGGAGCUGCAGCGCUGUCUCAACGAUCUAAAACAGGCACACUUAAAAAUCGAUGAGCAGAAAGCCGAGCUGGUGAAGAAGGGGGAGGAGCUCCGAGCUCUGAAAAGAACCAGUCAAAACAAAGAACAGGAGCUUGAGGCUGAGAUUGACAAACUGAAGGACCAGUCAAAGAUGGACAGAGAGGAGCUUUCCAAAGUGCUUGAGAAGAAGCAACAGUCUUUAGUAUCAUCUCAGGAUCCUACCAGUACAGACAGUACUCGGGACCUUCAGGAGGCCAACAAUCGCCUUAGAGAGAGAAUUUCCCGCAUGUCCCGACUGCACAACAGUCUGCCUGACAGUGGGGCUUCAGAUGCUCUGGAGGAGGAGAACCGGUAUCUGAAGACGCAGCUGGAGGAAGCUCGGCGUGCAGCGUCCCGCCUCAGCCACGAGAAAGAGGAACUCGGUCGCCAACUGGAGGAAAAAGAAGCAGAGAGAGAAACCCUGCGCCGUGGCAAAGCAGACCUCGAAGAGCAGAAGAGGCUGCUUGACCGAGCACUGGAGAAGAUGAACAAAGAUAUAGACCUGAUGAUGGGCGAUUCCCGGCAGUCUGUGCAGAAUCUGCAGUCUCAGCUGGAUGAGUUUAGAGAUCGCUCUCGUAAGGAGCUUCAGGAAUCUCAGAGGCUAAACAAGGACCGACUGGUUGAGCUGCAAAGAACUCAGAACAGCCUCAAAGCAGCACAGGAAGAGGUUUCACGUCUAAAGAAGGAACUGCUGGUGUGUUCUGAGGAGAGGGAUAGCGCUCAGCUGGAUAAGGAGCUUCUGAGCAGCCGUCUCAAGCACAAGGAGACUGAGCUGGACAGUGAGAGGACUUCACAGACAGACCGCAGCAGAGAGAUACGGCUUCUAGAGGAUAAAGUAAAGACUUUGGAGAUAGAAUUGGAUGAGGAAAAGACUGGAGCUGAGCUUCUGAACGAGCGCAUCACACGCACUCGAGAGCAGGUGGACCAACUCCGCUCUGAGCUGAUGCAAGAGCGCUCAGCCAGAAAUGACCUUGAGAUGGACAAGAGUUCACUGGAGAGACAGGUGAAAGAGCUGAAGUCUCGUUUAGCUGAUAUGGAAGGUCAGCCUCGAUCUACUGCAGGAGUCACAAUGCUGGAAAACAAAAUCCAGGAGCUGGAAGAUCGGUUACGCAGCGAGGAGAGAGAGAAGAGCAGCAUUCAGGCAGCCCAGAGGAGGACAGAGAGGAAAUUAAAGGAUGUCAGCGCCACACUGGACCAGGAGAGAAGCCAGCAUGCUGAACAGCGAGACCAGCUCUCUCUGCGUGUGAAGGCACUGAAAAGGCAGGUAGAUGACACCGAGGGAGAGGUGGAGAGAUUGGAGGGAGUGAGGAGGAAGAUUCUGAGGGACCUGGAGGAGCAGCAGGAGCUGAAGGAUGUGCUGCAAGCCAAAGUCAGUGCGCUGGAAAACGAGCUGAGGAGGAAAAUUCAGCAGACACGGCGUCCCAUGCUGGGAUCCACUCUGAGCUCAGAGGAAGAUGAUGGAUGCUUUGAUUCUAGCAGCAUCGCAUCCAUCCUGACAGAGUCACAGUUACAGACCACCACCUGCUGAAGAGAGAGUGAAGAGAGCAGACUGUAAAACAUGAGAAUGGUGUUUAUAUCUCUGUUUCCUCUGGAAAAAUAAUCAAAUAAAUAAACCAUAUCAGCUAAUGAAUGCCUUAAUUCUGAAAGGAAAACAUAAAAGUGCCUGAAAGUUCUAGUUUGACGAAGUUGUUAAGUGACGAGAAGGGGAAACUCUUUGGGUUUAAACCCUUAUAAAUCAUUCUUUUUUUAAAAUGAAAAGUUAAAGACUUCGUUUCAUCCAGAAAUCUGUACUGUCCUUUUUACUGUACAACUGCCUAUAUGUGUGCAUAUAUAACUUGAGAAGUUAUAUAAAGAUUCUUUCCAAUUCA
Messenger RNA from Ictalurus punctatus (channel catfish), 4028 nucleotides. RefSeq names its product cingulin b (gene cgnb). The record is from RefSeq and is a predicted model, not a curated record. Gene Ontology annotation, cellular component: myosin complex. The coding region runs from base 182 to 3688 and encodes 1168 amino acids. Lineage: Eukaryota; Metazoa; Chordata; Actinopteri; Siluriformes; Ictaluridae. The transcript is spliced from 21 exons.